AGUGCGGCUGAGCCGAGCCGAACGUCACAACUCGUAUACGAGGACCCAGCAAACACAGCAGUACCUUUUCGCCCCCACUUCCCACUGCGUUCUGGCCUACGGACAAAACAUGUCUGCUGCGAUACAUUGACGUAUUGGGAGGUGGACUUGCGUUCAAACGGCCUGCUUUUGAUAAAGUCAACCGUCUCUUACCAGGAGGGGGAGAGCAGCUCGAUUGUUUCCUGCGCCAAGAACGGUAAAGACGUGGUCAUUACACCACUGCAUCUGUGAUGACGAUCAAUAAUCAAGUAACCAGCUAAUCUGUAGAGCCUACUGCCUUCUACCAUGUCCCACUCGCAGCACUCGCAGCGAGGCACCCAUGGCCGCGCCAUGAGCUCUGAGGAGAGGUGCUCCGUGAUGGUCAACAAGACUUCCACACCGGUGCACAAGAGUGCAUCAUCCUCUUCUUCGUCCCAGCGUGACAGCCGGCAGGAGACAGACAGCUGGGAAAUCAUCGAGGGGCUGAAAAUUGGUCAGAGCAGCAUCCAGAGGCCAGAUAAACAUGAAGGGUUUAUGCUGAAGAAGCGGAAAUGGCCUCUGAAAGGCUGGCACAAGCGAUUUUUUGUUUUGGACAAUGGGAUGCUGAAGUACUCCAAGUCCCCCAUUGAUAUCCAGAAAGGCAAACUGCAUGGCAGCAUCGACGUCGGCCUCUCUGUGAUGUCCAUCAAAAAGAAGGCUCGUCGUAUUGACCUGGAUACAGAGGAGCAUAUCUAUCAUCUCAAGGUAAAAUCCCAAGACAUCUUUGAUGCCUGGGUGUCGAAGUUGCGACAUCACCGCCUUUACCGACAGAACGAGAUCGUACGAUCUCCUCGGGACGCCUCCAUGCGGAUGUUCCCUCCAUCGGCGGUUGCAGAGUCUCCACAAGCUGCUUCAAGUGUUGGACAUGACACCAAGCAAGUUAAACCCAGUGGGUUGCCAUGGCAAACACCAGUCCCCACCAACAGCAGCCUGCCAGUCUCCUACAGCAACGGUCAGAGCAAGGUGGCUGCUUGGCUGCAAGAAUCCGAGGAAAUGGACAAAUGUGCAGAAGAUCUUGCGCGUUGCCAGUCCAACUUGGCCGAGCUGAGUGGCCUCUUGCAGAGUCUGGAGAUUUUACAAAGGACUCAGUCGGCACCCAACUUUGCAGAUAUGCAGACGGCUUGCGUAGAAUUGUCAAAGAAAGAAAAGCGAAUGAACAGAAGAUGGAGGACAAAAAGUGUCGGCAAAGAUGCAAAAUUCCAGCUUCAGGUCCCGCUAUCAUCCAGCAUGUCGCCUGUCCGCCUCCACUCAUCCAACCCUAACCUCUGCGCCGAGAUGGGGGACUUUCAAGCUCCCGUCUCCCGGCUGACAGACAGCGUAGAGUGUACCAGUGACUACAUUAAACUGCAGGAGGAGUUCUGCACCAUUGCCCAAAAAGUCCACACGCUGCUCAAGUCGGCCUUCAACACAGUAGCCAUAGAGAAAGAAAAGAUCAAGCAGAUUCUGUCUGACCAGGACCAGUCUGACCACUCAGCCCAGAUCAACUCCCUCAGGAAGUCUCUGUCACAGGCCGUGUCCCAAAAUGCAGAACUUCGAACCCGACUGAACCGCAUCCACUCCGAGUCUGUCCUGUCGGAACAAGUUGUGAGCGUGAAUAUCAUCUCCACUACUGAUGAGGUUGUAGAGCACAUGGGGAUCCCUCUGACUCAGCAGACUUCCAAUGAAAGUCGACUCUCCAUGUCGGAGUCUGUAUCCGAGUUUUUUGACGCCCAGGAAGUGCUUCUCUCAGCCAGCUCGUCAGAGAAUGAGGGCUCAGACGAUGAGUCGUACGUCAGCGAUGUGAGCGAUAACAUCUCAGAGGACAAUGCCAGUGUGACCGAUAACGUCUCCAGGCAAAUGGCCAACGGAGACUUUGCUGGCUGUGCCUUCCGUAACGGCCGGCGCAUCUGCCUGCCGGCGCCCUGUCCCGACACCGGCAACAUCAACCUGUGGAACAUCUUGCGAAACAACAUAGGCAAGGACCUGUCCAAAGUGUCCAUGCCCGUGGAGCUCAAUGAGCCUCUCAACACGCUGCAGCGCAUGUGUGAAGAGCUGGAGUACAGCGAGCUGCUGGACAAGGCCGCUGAGACGGAGGAUCCCUUUGAACGCAUGGUUCUGGUCGCUGCCUUCGCCGUAUCAGGCUACUCAUCCACCUACUACAGAGCAGGAAGUAAGCCAUUCAACCCGCUCCUUGGAGAGACGUACGAAUGUAUAAGAGAAGACAAGGGCUUCUGUUUUUUCUCUGAACAGGUGAGCCACCAUCCUCCCAUUUCUGCCUGCCACUGUGAGUCCAAGAACUUCACGUUCUGGCAAGAUGUGAGAUGGAAAAAUAAAUUCUGGGGAAAAUCAAUGGAGAUAUUGCCAGUCGGGACAGUGAGCCUCAUGAUUCCCAGGUUUGGAGAUCACUACGAAUGGAACAAAGUGACCACGUGUGUCCACAACAUCCUCAGUGGCCGGCGGUGGAUCGAACACUACGGCGAGAUCACCAUCAGGAACACAAAAAGCAGCGCUUGCCUCUGCAAACUCACUUUCGUCAAGGGGAACUACUGGAGUUCGAACUUGAAUGAGAUCCAAGGAUUUGUGAUGGACCAAGAAGGAAAAGUGAUCCACAGGCUUUUUGGAAAAUGGCACGAGGGGCUUUACUGUGGUGUCCCACCGUCUGCCAAAUGUAUCUGGAGGCCAGGCUCCAUGCCCACAGACUACGAGCUAUAUUACGGCUUCACCAGGUUCGCCACUGAACUCAACGAGCUUUGUCCCGAGUUGAAAGACGUCCUGCCGCGAACGGACGCACGAUUCAGACCCGAUCAAAGGUACCUAGAAGAGGCAAACUUGGAGCUGGCCGCCUCCGAGAAGCAGCGAAUCGAAGACUUGCAGAGGACAAGGAGGAAGUGGAAUGAAGAGAAUAAUGUGAUACAAGAGCCUUGCUUCUUCAAGAAAGUGGUUGAUGCUAAUCACAGGGAACGUUGGGUGUCCAACAACAUGUAUUGGGAGCUGCGCAAAACCCCCGGAUUUAUCAACAUGGAACCUACAGUGAGCCUGUGGUAGCCCACCGCCCCUCGCUCCCCUCCUCACAUUGCACCGUCUGACUGCACACUUGAGAUGUGAGGAGAAACACUAACACACACAUUUGGACGUGAGCGAGCCCUGCUGGGGCUCUUUGGCCCGCCCUGAUUGGUGGGAAGCUGUCAAGAGGAGCGUCACCUUCAUUGUGCUUGCGAAGGUACAAGUCCCGCGCGGAUCUUUUUCAGCUAGUUAAACGACUCCCGAGUCGGCCUUAAACGCGUACACCCAUACUUAGCUACAACCACGUGCAUGCUUGAGAGCUUUCACUGGCAUCCGGCCAUAUUUAAUACAUUACUCUUGUAGAAAAACUGAUAUUUUUAUAAAAUAUCUUAGCAGAUUUUAUUUAUUUUUUGCCUUUUAAUACAAUUUGUGAUGGGGAACAACUUGUCAAGCCACACAGCUGCACGCACACGUCCAAUAACAUGUUACACUACACAGUGUAACCAUGUUCAACUGAAAAUCAAUAGACAGACAGACACUAGGUAAAAAGUCUCCUCGCUCUCACCUUGUGGACCCCUCACCCCGUCCGUGCCCGCUAUCUAAUUUUAACCAUCUGCAUAAAAGCCACUUUGUCCAUAUAUAGUGGUGAGCUUACUUCGCUACACUGCAGGGAGACCCUCUAAACCAGGGGUGGGCAAAGUGCGGCCUGCCGAGAAUUUACAUUGUGAAGAAUCCUGUUAUAUUUGUUGCAUUAAUGUAGCCAUUUUUUGUGCGUGUAAAACUGGCUAAUUUAAAUGUUUUUAGUUAUUUGUUUUUACUUUUUUCCCCCUAAAACCGGUUCAUUAAAAUACAUUCAGUCAUUCAUUUUUUUUUCGUAAGUGAAUACAUGGUAAAUGUAUUGAUUGUAGAUAUUAGUUUUUGCCAUUUUCUUACUCUAAAAUGGAUUAAAAUAUAUUUAUUCAUAAAAUCAAUAGUAAUUCAAUAAUUGGGUGAUUGAUUGUCAAUAUUUCGCCAUUUCCCCCCUAGAAUUGUUACAUUAAAAAGUCAUUGAAUAAUUGGGUAAUUUAUUUUUAAUAUGAUUUUGUAUUCAAUAAUUGGCUAAAUUAUAAUUUCAUUAAUUAAAAAGAAAUGAUUGAGGUUGAAUUACUAUUUUAUUAUGAAAACAAAAUAUUUUACAUACACAUUUUAAUAACCAUCUGGCCAUUUUAAAAAUCAAACGAAUUACAAAACAAAAAAGUUUGCCCAAACCUGCUCAAAACCCACGUUCAGUGAAGGAGGACUGUACUAGGAGCAAAGUCAAACACCAAAAGAAUAUACUAAUUUAUUUAUCUGAAGACAGGUGGCUUCAUUAUUUUACUAUAACCACCCAAAGUGCGGUACUAUUUUCUAUUACGAACGUCUCAUCAACACACUUAUUACACUACAUGGACUUGGACAAAGGUAUUGGGGUGACUGGUUGUUGUACCCAUGGAAAGUUAAGUUUUUUGGAAUGGAGGAGCCUGGGAGAAAACCAGAGUACCCAGAGAGAAAAUGCAAACUCCACACAGGAAGGCCCGAGCCAAGACGCAAACGUCCAACCUUGGGACUGUGAGGCAGUUAGCAGAUUCUAACCACUAGGAUACUGCGCUGCCCUACAAAUUAAUUCAUAGACUGAAGAAGACUUUUUGUCCAUGCAGUGUAGUAUGUCAGGUUCUGGCAGCUACUUUGUCAACCCUAAGACAGAAGAGCCACCUGCUGCUCACUCAAGGAAAAUACAGCUUACUGAUACAGGUUUUAUUGAUCGAUUUAUUAUUAUUUAGCUGAACAAUAACUAGCAACUAAAACUGAUAGAUACGACAGCUAUUAUUGGACGUUUUUUAACACCAGUGCUGACAGACAACAUAAUUAUGGAGUAGAACUUUACUUUUGCUUAUGAUGUUUGUCUGCACUUUCCCCCCACAACAAGUCUUCAGUUUCAUCGCUGUGCCUUAACGCAUUUAAGAAUGACACACACACACUGCUGGUGAGAAGAUGUUCUGCCAUUCACAUCCAUCUGCAUCUCUGCUAAGCGAUAAUAAAGCUAAAAGACUGCGUGUGUUCUUGCUAAACAUAUGUCUUACAGUAGAUUUACACACACAAGCCGUAAAAUAGGUUCUUUGCUAUGCCGCCAUACAACAUGCAACCUGAAGUAACUGUAAAUACAGCACAUCUAGAAAAUGAAUCCAUCCAUCCAUCCAUUUUCUGUAGCGCUUUUCCUCAUUAGGGUCGCAGGUGAGCUCGAAUCUAUCCCAGCUGACUUUGGGCAAGAGGCGGCUUACACCCUGGACUGGUCGACAGCCAAUCGCAGAAAGUGGUCAUUCUAACAAAAGCGAAACAGUGUUCACCCAGCAGCACAAGCGGAAAAUAGAAUGGACGCACAGGCAUGACGACGCUCCUGGGAGAGAGAAAAAAGUCACCUCCAUCUAUUGUCCCACCUGCAUGUGUAACCUGCCAAUGAUUGUUGCGGAUGCCUUACAGAAAGGUUCUGUUCUUGUUGUGGGCCGGACCGCGUCCGCUCCGUUUCCUGAUGGUACCUUCUUUAAAAAGUGCAAUUGAAAUAAAGUACAUAUCUUUCCAUCAACACUGUACACUGCUGCUACAUAGUGCUUGUACUAAUAAAACCGGACCUUCGGUGUGUGGUUUAU
This is a messenger RNA of Phycodurus eques (leafy seadragon), 5702 nucleotides long. RefSeq names its product oxysterol binding protein-like 6 (gene osbpl6). Lineage: Eukaryota; Metazoa; Chordata; Actinopteri; Syngnathiformes; Syngnathidae. Gene Ontology annotation, cellular component: intracellular membrane-bounded organelle; perinuclear endoplasmic reticulum; plasma membrane. The record is from RefSeq and is a predicted model, not a curated record. The transcript has 23 exons. Gene Ontology annotation, molecular function: cholesterol binding. Bases 325 to 3081 code for a protein of 918 amino acids.